Sitophilus oryzae (rice weevil) is the source of this 734-nucleotide messenger RNA. RefSeq lists its product as uncharacterized. The record is from RefSeq and is a predicted model, not a curated record. The coding region runs from base 36 to 461 and encodes 141 amino acids. The transcript is spliced from 2 exons. Lineage: Eukaryota; Metazoa; Arthropoda; Insecta; Coleoptera; Curculionidae.
AUUCACACUAUUUCGACAGAAAAUAAAAGACAAGUAUGGCUGUUAUAGUUGAUCCCGCAGAGGCUGAAAAUGUUGAAGAAGAUAAUCUGAUAACUGAAAAUGGAAACCGCGUGGAUGUCAGAAGAGUUGAAUUCAACCACAACCCAGAAGUGAGAUAUUUCUACGACAAUGAACCAACAGUGGAAAUAAAUACUAUACCACCAUUGCCAGCACGCAUUGCCGUUUAUAGAAGAAUUCGACGGAUUUUUAGAAGAAAACAUCAUGGCAAGACCAUCCCACAAUGGACGAAACAGAUUUUGUUAUACAUCUUUUUUUUCACUUGCAUACUUGCUCUAAAGUAUGCACUAUACAUUGCUGUUUAUCAUGCUGUUAUUGGAAAUCAGAAAUUACCCGAAAAUGCUACUGAAUCAAACAUACAUACCAAUAACGAAUCAAAUAUCAAACUAAAAGCCAUACAGUAAAAACAAUAAUAACACAUACAAUAUAAACUAAAUAUGAUGAGAAUUUUGAUACAAAUAUUACAGUCUGUCCAUCGAGAGACUGUCCAACAGUGAUAGUUGUGUCUGUCAUUUUAAUUCACAGAUAAAUUAUAUUUUCUGUUAAUUUGUGAACAUUUUCAAUUUUCCCUGGCUCGUUGUUUAAAACUUAUUACUUACCAUUUUUUUAGUCUUGUAAAAGGUUGCUUCUUUUCUUCAAUGGCUCUGUGUCUAAAUUAUGUCUCAGGAAUUAGUGUA